Miscanthus lutarioriparius is the source of this 1446-nucleotide messenger RNA. The record is from the annotation of a GenBank genome assembly. Lineage: Eukaryota; Viridiplantae; Streptophyta; Magnoliopsida; Poales; Poaceae.
AUGGCGAGCUCCGAUGGUGGUUCCAGCGCCCCCAAGGAGGUGCCGGGCAGCUACGGGCUGCCGCUGGUGGGCGCCGUGCGCGACCGCCUCGACUUCUACUACUUCCAGGGGCAGGACAAGUACUUCGAGUCCCGCGUGGAGCGCUACGGCUCCACGGUGGUGCGCGUGAACGUGCCGCCGGGCCCCUUCAUGGCGCGCGACCCGCGGGUGGUGGCGGUCCUGGACGCCAAGAGCUUCCCUGUGCUCUUCGACAUGGACAAGGUGGAGAAGAAGGACCUGUUCACGGGCACCUACAUGCCCUCCACCUCCCUCACCGGCGGCUACCGGGUCUGCUCCUACCUGGACCCCUCCGAGCCCACCCACACCAAGGUGAAGCAGCUGCUCUUCUCCCUCCUGCUCUCGCGCAAGGACGACGUCAUCCCGACCUUCCGCUCCAACUUCUCCGCGCUGCUCGCCACCGUCGAGUCGGAGCUCGCCAAGGCCGGCAAGGCCGAGUUCAACAAGCUCAACGACGUCACCUCCUUCGACUUCAUCGGCGAGGCCUACUUCGGCGUGCGGCCCUCGGCGACGGACCUCGGCAAGGGAGGCCCGACCAAGGCGGCCAAGUGGCUCAUCUGGCAGCUCCACCCGCUCGUCACGCUCGGCCUCCCCAUGGUCCUCGAGGAGCCGCUGCUGCACACGUUCCACCUCCCGCCCUUCCUCGUCAAGGGCGACUACAAGGCGCUGUACAAGUACUUCUCCACGGCGGCGAAGCAGGCGCUGGACACCGCCGAGGGCCUGGGCCUGUCGCGCGAGGAGGCCUGCCACAACCUGCUCUUCGCCACCACCUUCAACAGCUACGGCGGGCUCAAGGUGCUGUUCCCGGGCCUCCUGGCCAACGUCGCCAGCGCCGGGGAGAAGCUCCACGAGAAGCUGGUCGACGAGAUCCGCGGCGCCGUGGCCGAGGCCGGCGGCAAGGUCACCCUGGCGGCGGUGGAGAAGAUGGAGCUGGCCAAGUCGGUGGUGUGGGAGUCGCUGCGCCUGGACCCGCCCGUCAAGUUCCAGUACGGGCACGCCAAGAAGGACCUGCAGAUCGAGAGCCACGACGCCGUGUUCCAGGUGAAGAAGGGCGAGAUGCUGUUCGGCUACCAGCCGUGCGCCACCAGGGACCCCCGCGUGUUCGGCGCCACGGCCAAGGAGUUCGUGCCCGACCGGUUCGUCGGCGAGGAGGGCAGCAAGCUGCUGCAGUACGUGUACUGGUCCAACGGCCGCGAGACCGAGAACCCCAGCGUCGACAACAAGCAGUGCCCCGGCAAGAACUUUGUGGUGCUCGUCGGCAGGCUCUUCCUCGUCGAGCUCUUCCUCCGUUACGACACCUUCACCGCCGAGGUCGGCACGGAGCUGCUCGGCACAAGUGUCGUCUUCACCGGCGUCACCAAAGCUACCUCCGGCCCGGGCAGCGAGUAA